AGAAUAUUACUAUAUUAUAUAAGAAUUAAUAGUGCCAAAACUGUUUCUGAAGACAAUUCAGGAUACAGAAAUUUAAAUUUGAAAACUUAGUUUAUUCUUAACGGUCAAUGAUAGAUGUUUGUAUUUAAAUGAAUAGAUUCUGCUAUGGUGUUUAAUAAGAAGGAUUUGGCUAAAGCAUUUUCGCCAAGUAAGGUUAAAAAAUUCACAAAGAAACGACUUUCAAGCAAUGGAACGAAACCAAGUACAAGUGAAAGUACAAUUUUAUCGGCACAAUCUGACUCUGCCUCGCAGACGAGUAUUAAGGUAAUUGUAAGAGUACGACCACAAAAUGAACAUGAGCUUCAAGGCAAUUGUAGGACCGUUAUAAAAAUUGUUGAUGAUAAAAUGCUUAUUUUUGAUCCUAAAGAAGAGGAAAAUCCAUUCUUUUAUCAUGGCGUUGCUCAAAAAGGUCGUGAUUUAAAUAAGAAACAAAAUAAAGAAUUACAAUUCAUUUUUGACAAAAUAUUUGAUAUGACAUCAAAUAAUAUUGAUGUAUUUGAAGGAAGUACUAAAGAUUUAAUUUGUAGUCUUUUGGAUGGUUAUAAUUGUUCUGUAUUUGCAUAUGGAGCAACUGGUGCUGGAAAAACUCAUACUAUGCUUGGUUGUAACGAAGAUCCUGGUAUCACGUAUAGAACAGUAGCAGAAUUAUUUUCUCAAAUAGAAAAGCAAGGUGAACAUCGUGAAUUUAAUUUAGGUGUAACGUAUUUAGAGGUUUAUAAUGAAAAUGUACAAGAUCUUUUACAUAAAUCUGGACCUUUGCACUUAAGAGAUGAUGGUAGAUGUGGAAUAAUUGUUGCUGGUCUUAAAAUAAUUGCUAUUCAGAGUGCUGAAGAAUUAUUGACACUUUUAGCAAAAGGAAACAAAAAUCGUACUCAACAUCCUACUGAUGCAAAUGAGGAAAGUAGUAGAAGUCAUGCUGUUUUCCAAGUUUAUAUUAAUAUUACUAAUAAAUUAGAUGGUCAAGUAAGACAAGUUAAAUUGUCUAUGAUUGAUUUAGCUGGAUCUGAAAGAGCUUCUGCUACAGGUUGUAAAGGAGCAAGAUUUAAAGAAGGUGCAAAUAUUAAUAAAUCUUUAUUGGCUCUAGGCAAUUGUAUUAAUAAAUUAGCGGAUGGUGCAAAACAUAUAACAUACAGAGAUUCUAAAUUGACUCGUCUUUUAAAAGAUUCAUUAGGUGGAAAUUGUCAAACAGUUAUGAUAGCUAACAUUUCACCUUCUAACUUUAGUUAUGAAGACACAUAUAAUACAUUAAGAUAUGCAAAUCGAGCAAAGAAGAUCAAGAGUCAUAUAAAGAAAAAUAUUAUAUCUUGUGAAAUGCAUGUAACUGCAUAUAAAACCAUGGUUGAAGAACAAAAAAAAGAGAUAAAUUAUCUAAAACAAAAGUUAUUAGCACUUGAAAAUGGAUCUUUACAUGUAUUAACAGAUUGUAAAAAUGAUAAUGUUAGUAAAGAAAUGGAUAAAAAUGCAUUAACUAUGACCAAUGAAUUGAUUGAAUUACUUCAAAAGAAAAAAGUUCUGAAUGAAAAAAUUCUUUCAUUGGAAAGUGCAGAUAAGAUAUUAUGUUGUAGAAUUCAAUAUAAAAAAGCAGCAGAUGAAAGAUUGCAUAAUCUAACAGCAGCUGUUGAUACUUUAACACUUGAAGAACAAAAUGCAAGUGGCAAAUCAAGAGUUAAUAAAUCAUUACAUUAUUUUGAACGACAAAGAGAUUCCUUAAAAAUACAGAUGAAAGCAGCAUGGGAAGAAUUAUGUUUAAUAGAAACAGAAAUACAAAAAUUGGAUGCAGAAGUAAAAUUAAAUAGACAUGAAAAAUUAGAAAACAUGAUUGCAUUACAAAUUUCUGAAAUAGAAAAAUCUAGAUUACAGCAACAAUAUGAACAUGCAAAGAAAGUAAGUAAUCUUCAACAAUGUGAAAUAGAAUCUCAUUAUUCAAUGAUUAAAAUGAUGAGUACAACAUUACAAAAUUAUUAUGAUUUGAUGAGAGGAUAUGGAACAAUGACAGAUACAAUGAAAGAAGAAUUUAAACAAUUGAUUAAGUUAUUGGAAGGAGUAAGAAAUAUCAAAUGGUCAGAUAUGGAAAUAGUUAAUCAUGAAGAACGAUUUUAUAGUUUGACAUGUCUUAGUGUAAUACAUUUAAUGGAUCCUCUUAAUAAUGAGAUGCCUAUAUAUACAUUACAUCCUUUAGACGAGCAGAAUAAAGAUAGUUAUAUCAUUAAAGAUACAUUAAAUACAACUUUUGAUGCUUCAUCUGUAGAAAAAGACAAAGUAUUGGAUGAUAUAAAUGCUAUAUUACAAGAAAAUUCAAAUUUGAAUUAUGAUAAAGCAACAAAAGAUAAUAUAGAAGAAUAUAAUAAAAAUAUACAAUGUAAUAAACAAGAACAGACUAAGAAGCGUAUUCUUUCAGAAAAAAAUAAUAUAAAUACAAAAAGGACUCCUACUAAACAAGCAAGAAAUAUAUCACCAAAAAGUAAAGAUACUAAAAUUUCUUUAAUAGGAAAUAAAGAAAGUAAAAAACAUAUUCAAAAAUCACAUGUUACAAUGAGUGCCAAAAGCAUAGCUAUAUUAAAUAAAUUAAAAGCAGAUAAAUUGAGAAAAGAAAAUAUUGAUUUAAAUGUAUCAGAUGGAAUAUUAAAAGUAGUAAGAGAAAAAGAAAGGAGAGGAUUAAUGACUACACAUCCUUAUCAAAAGUUAAAUGGAAAACAAAAAUGUAUUUCAGCUUUAUCUUCAUCAAGAGUUCCACGGUAGCAACAAUAUAAAAAAUAAUUUAAUGAUAAAAGAAAUGUGUAUACUUAUUAACAUAAUUAAAAUUAUUUUAUCUAUUAACAUAUAAAUAUAAAAAAUUUUUAGUCUAAAACAAUGUUAUAUCAUAUUUGUAUAAAAAUAAUUUUGUAAUAAGAAAGAUAAUCACAAAAUAUUUAAGAUUAUGCUAUUUAAACAAAGUUAUAAAAAUACAAAUAUAUCUCUUAAUAAUGUAUUUCUUGACUAAAAAUAUUUGUAAUUCAUAUUAUUUUUCAAUAAUAUUUUUAUCAAUUGUAUAAAGAUUGAAUUCAAGAUAAAAAUGAAAAAAAAGAGAAUAAGAUUAAUUUAAAUUUAUUUGAAAUUAUUAAUUAAUUUCUAAUACUUUUUUUAUAUUAUAAUGUAAUAAUUAAAAAGAUCUAUAAACAAAAAAUUGAUUUAAAAAAUAUUAUUACUAAAUAUAAAUGUAAAAUUACAUUGAUAAAUACUAUAAAUGAAAAUUAUUUUUUGGUUUUUAAUAUAUGUUAGAAUUGAAAUUAUAUAUCUUUUAUAUUUAAAUUUUUUAUUAUUUCUUUAAUUUAUUAAUUUAAUUUAAGAUAUAAGAAAAAAAUAGAAAAGUAAUUUUUUUUUAAUUUUUGGAAAUAAAUUAUUAAAAUAAGUUAUAAUAUUAAUGAAUAUAUUUUUUUUAUUUGUUAUGUAAUGUAAUCAUAAAUCAUUUAAUGAAUCCAAUAAGUACUAAAAAAAAUUUGAUUCAAAUUCGUAUUAGAUAAUUAAUUAUCAAAAAAAAAAAAAUACAAUGAACAUGUAAUGAAUAUAAUAACAAAAAAAAUGACUAAGUAAAAAAAAGAUUGGAAUUAAUGGAUGAAAAAUGAAAAUUUAAUAACGAAUAUUAAUGAUAUUACAAUCUAACAAAAUAUUUUUAUAUUAGAUAAUUUAUAGAUACAUAAUAGUUCGUAAAUUUGUGCAAGUUUGCCGAAGAGAUUUAUAUAUAAAUUUUGACAUUAAAUUUUACACUAUGAGAAUAGUAGAGGAAUUACGAACAAAUUUGAUAACACCAUUUGUCCACUAAUUCAUAGUGAAUAAUAAAAAUACAUAUAAAUAUAGUAUUAUAUCAUUAUCGGAUAGAUCAUGUCAAGUUUAUUAAAUUUCAUUAAUUUAUUUCUCUUCUACUAUUUUUAAUAUAGAAUUUGAUAUCAAUUUUUAUUAAAGAUACCAGAUAUAAAUUUCAAAUCCGUGGAAUCAUUCUAAUUGCGAGUAAUUGAAAGAGAAUAACAUAAUGUUACGCCAUCUAUUAAAACAUAUAUGUUAAAAUGCAAUUUUCAUACGAUAAUAAAUUAUAAUUUUUUUCGUUAUAA
Messenger RNA from Apis cerana (Asiatic honeybee), 4124 nucleotides. Its product is annotated as kinesin-like protein KIF18A. Lineage: Eukaryota; Metazoa; Arthropoda; Insecta; Hymenoptera; Apidae. The record is from RefSeq and is a predicted model, not a curated record. Gene Ontology annotation, molecular function: microtubule binding; ATP binding; microtubule motor activity. Gene Ontology annotation, biological process: microtubule-based movement.